ACCCACCCCUCCAUUUUUGCCAGGUUCCAUCAUAAACCCUAAUAAAACCCCAAACCUUGCAAAGAUUGAAAGUAACCAAACCUCAAACUCUGCAAAAAAAUAGCGUUUUGUAAAAAUGGAAGUGGAAGGUGACAAAGAGAUGGAAAAUGGAAACAGUGUGAUGUGCCAAUUGGCCGAUCCAGAAGGUAAUCCUCUUGGAACUGCCAUGUAUCUUCCUCAAAACGCUGGUCCUAAAGAACUUCAACAAAUCGUCAAUACCCUUCUCAGCAAUGAAGAAAGGCUACCUUAUGCUUUCUAUAUAUCAGAUAAUGAGCUUGUCGUUGAACUGGGGAAUUAUUUACAGAAAAAUAAAGUUUCUGUGGAGAAGGUUGUUCAAAUAGUUUAUCAACCACAAGCAAUUUUCCGCAUCCGGCCUGUAAACCGCUGUUCUGCUACAAUAGCUGGUCAUACUGAAUCUGUGCUUUCAGUCUCAUUUAGUCCUGAUGGCCAACAGUUGGCCAGUGGAUCUGGCGACACUACUGUUAGACUUUGGGACAUAGCUACCCAAACACCAAUGUUUACUUGUACAGGACACAAGAAUUGGGUACUUUGCAUAGCAUGGUCCCCUGAUGGUAAGUAUCUAGCCAGUGGAAGCAAGGCAGGAGAGCUCCAGUGUUGGAAUCCUCAAACAGGAAAGCCAUCAGGCAGCCCACUUACGGGACACAAAAAGUGGAUUACUGGUAUAUCUUGGGAACCAGUCCACCUUCAAGCUCCAUGUCGCCGGUUUGUAAGCGCUAGCAAAGAUGGUGAUGCACGCAUAUGGGAUGUAACGCUUAGUAAGUGUGUAAUGUGCCUGAGUGGGCAUACACUGGCUGUAACAUGUGUAAAAUGGGGUGGGGAUGGUUUCAUCUAUACUGGCUCUCAGGAUUGUACAAUAAAAGUUUGGGAAACUAAACAAGGGAAGUUAAUUCGCGAAUUGAAGGGCCAUGGUCAUUGGGUCAAUUCUCUGGCACUUAGUACGGAGUAUGUCCUGCGGACCGGGGCUUUUGAUCACACAGGCAAGCAGUGUUCUACUCCAGAGGAAAUGAAGGAGGUUGCUUUGGCUAGAUACAACAAAAUGAGAGGCGAUGCCCCAGAGAGACUGGUUUCAGGUUCUGAUGAUUUCACCAUGUUUCUAUGGGAACCUUCUGUAAGCAAGCACCCUAAAGCUCGGAUGACAGGUCAUCAACAGGCUGUGAAUCAUGUUUACUUUUCUCCUGAUGGGCAAUGGGUGGCAAGUGCUUCCUUUGAUAAAUCAGUUAAGUUAUGGAAUGGUGUUACGGGAAAAUUUGUUGCUGCUUUUCGGGGUCAUGUUGGGCCUGUUUAUCAGAUAAGUUGGUCUGCAGAUAGUAGGCUUCUGUUGAGUGGUAGCAAGGACUCCACGCUAAAGAUAUGGGAUAUCAGAACGCAGAAGCUGAAACAAGAUCUCCCAGGCCAUGCGGACGAGGUUUUUGCGGUGGAUUGGAGUCCAGAUGGUGAGAAGGUGGCAUCUGGUGGAAGGGAUAGAGUAAUGAAAUUGUGGAUGGGCUAGACAGCCUAGACCUGCUGAGCUUGUUGUCUCAAUCUCGACAAUUGACAUUUUCGAUUCUAGUUAAAUGGUUUCAAGUUUUCUUCAAGUGGAUCUUUCUCAAUUCUUCCCAUUUUAUACAUUAACGUGUACCAGUACUACUGAUUUGUAGUUGUUUACGGUUCAAACAAAUACCAAGUAUAUAAUGAAGUAAAUAUAUAUAUUUCCCAGA
Messenger RNA from Spinacia oleracea (spinach), 1757 nucleotides. RefSeq names its product notchless protein homolog. Gene Ontology annotation, biological process: ribosomal large subunit assembly. The coding region runs from base 116 to 1549 and encodes 477 amino acids. NCBI's taxonomy places the organism in Eukaryota, Viridiplantae, Streptophyta, Magnoliopsida, Caryophyllales, Amaranthaceae. Gene Ontology annotation, cellular component: nucleolus. The record is from RefSeq and is a predicted model, not a curated record. Gene Ontology annotation, molecular function: protein binding. The transcript has 13 exons.